Messenger RNA from Phodopus roborovskii (desert hamster), 9316 nucleotides. RefSeq names its product ALMS1 centrosome and basal body associated protein (gene Alms1). The coding region runs from base 30 to 9194 and encodes 3054 amino acids. The record is from RefSeq and is a predicted model, not a curated record. Gene Ontology annotation, cellular component: centriole; cytosol; centrosome. Gene Ontology annotation, biological process: regulation of centriole replication. NCBI's taxonomy places the organism in Eukaryota, Metazoa, Chordata, Mammalia, Rodentia, Cricetidae. The transcript is spliced from 23 exons.
UGCACAGCCGCCUGGAGCGCGACGCCAACAUGGAGCCGGAGGAUCUACCGUGGCCGGGCGAGCUGGAGGAGGAGCAGGAGGAGGAGGAGGCGGCGGCGGCGGGGGAGGAGGAGGAGAAGAAGGCGGCGGCGGCCGAGACCGAGGACGCGGCGAGAGAGGAAGACAUAGACUUCUUCGAAGAGGACGGGCCCGAGGUGGAUCUGGAUUUCGGCAGCGGGUUGCAGCCGCGGGAGAGCACGGACGACGAGGAGGACGAGAUGGCGCAGGCCUGGCUGCAGGCGCACCCUGCCCACGCCGGCAGGGCUUUCUCUCCGCCCCCGCCCCCGCGGCACCUGUACGCUCCGGUGGAGCGCCUGGGCGACACGGAGAGAGCAGAACCCUGGCAUCAUCUUACUCAAGAAAGGGAUUCUUCCCAAACCGGGGAUACAUCCCAGACCGGGACCGAUGUGACACUAGAAGGGAGGAAAGUAACAGACUUCCCCUCUCUGGAGGAAGGUGAAUUGUCUCGGUCAGAACGGCCAGCCACGGAACCAAAGCUAAAUCUCCUGUGUUCUCCAUUGCUAGUCAUACAGGAUAACUUUGCUGCCCCUGAUUUGCCUUUGCUGACAUGUUUGCCACAAGACCAGGAGUUUGAAUCUGAUUCCUUGUUUCAACAAAGUGAACUAGAAUUUGCCCCUUUGAGAGGGAUUCCUGAUAAGUCAGAAGAUACUGAAUGGCUUGCUCGGCCGUCAGAAGUUAGUGAAGCUUUACUCCAGGCCACCUCAGAAACCUCUUCAGACAUAGUGAACAGUUGCCUUAGUAUAUCUCAACAUCCACUUACAGAAGUCCUGCAGGGGAAGGCUGAGUCUAGCAUGGUUACUCUGCAUGGUGAUACUGACUACUCCAGCCUGUAUAGAACUGCUGAUGUGCACAGUGAGAGAGUUGCUGAAUUACAAAGAGAGGUAGACCAUUCUGAUCUGGGCGUUAGCCAGACUUUUCCAUCUCCAUUGCCUUCGUUUGUUCCUCAAGAACCAACCAGCGAGCCAAAGUAUCCUUCCCCCAGUCUCCGAAUGUUGAGGGUUUCUCCUGACAGUCUGCCAGCAGCUCUUACCGCAGGUGCUUGGAACGAUCCUGCCUCUGUUGACCAGAAGACUGGAGCAUCACUAGUCUCUCCCACCUACUCACACAAUGUAAAGCCUGGCGGUUUUCUCCAGGAGUUGCCAGAUAAGCAUUUUACUGACGAGACUCGGAAAGUGUUAUCUGCUCCUAGGCCAGCUGGCCAGAAGCCAGAGAUGUCAACAGCACACUCUAGCUCUCAUUCAAAGGGAGUGAGACCUGCUGUUUUCUAUCCACAUCCUCUGUCAGAGCCUCUGAGUGUUUCAGCUGUUAGUGGACCAGCCGAGAAGACCCGGUCCCCAACAGUCACCUCUGCUUCCCAGCCACAUAAAGAGACAGCUAAAGCUUUCUUCCAGCAGACACUAUCAGACACUCAUCUGACUGAAGAAGCAGUGCCUGUUUCUGUUAUUCCAGGCCGAGGUGACCAGAAGACUUCUGUACCAUCGGAAUUACCUGUUUCCUAUUCUCUCAGAGCAAAGAACCUGCCUGAAGAUGCUUUCAAAGCUUCAUCUGUUUCUAAACCAUCUGGAAUAUCAGCUAUCACCUCUGCUUCCUAUUUAUAUAAAGACAGACCCAAUAUUUCUUAUCAGCAGAAAUUUCCAGACAGCCACCUAACUGAAGGGGCCCAAGUCUCGGGCACAACUGGAUCAGUAGACCAGAAGAUAGGUACAGCAGUGUCCAUGCCCUCUACUUCCUAUUCACAAAAAGAGAGGCCUGGUGUUUUCUACCAACAGGGCCUGCCUGGUCCUGUGUCUGAAGAGGCCCUGCAAGCCCCAGCUACUACUAGGCCAGUUGACCGAAACAUUACUAUGCCAGCUGCAACCUCUACUCCCUCCUUACAGAGAGAGAAGCCUUGGAUUUUGUACCAUGAGGCCCUACCAGGCGGUCAUUUGCCUGGAGAGUCUCUGAAAGUUUCAGCUGUCCUUGGACCACCUGAGCAGAACACAGGGGCACCAGCGGUAUCUCCUGGUUCCUUCCUCCCUGGAGAAGAGUCCAUUAUUUUUUACCAGCCUGGCUUGCCAGGAAACCCUCUAUCUGCAGAGUCUUUUAAAGCUCCAGGGGUUUCUGGAUUAACUGAGCAGAAGACUAGUACACCAGCAGGACCAUCAGGUUCCCAUCCAAUGGGAGAGAAGACCAUUAUUUUCUACCAGCAGGCCUUGCCACAUGACCAUCUUCCUAAAGAUGCUUUGGAUGUUUUAACUUCCCCUGGACCAGUCACCUUGAGGACUGGGGAGCCACCGGUACAUUCUACUCCCUAUUCUUUUGGAGAAAAGCCCAUUGUUUUCUACCAGCAGGUCCUGUCAGAUGAUCAGCAAACUAAAAAUGGGAAAGUGUCAGUUGUUCCUGGACCAGCUGACCAGAGGUCUGCGCUGCCAACAGUGCCGUCUACUUCCCACUCGUAUGUAGAGAGGCCUACUGUUUCUUACCAGCAAGAGUUUCCAGAUUUCCCAGGUCGUAGCGAAAAAGGUUUGGAAGUUUUAAGGGGUGCUGAAGUACCAGUAGUACCCUCUGCUCCCUAUCACAGAGAGGCCGCUAGUGGUUCCUACCAGCAGGAGUUGCCAGAUCUUACUGAAGAAGCUUUGCUAGUUCUAGGUGUUUCUGGAGUAGGGCCUUCUAUCCCUCACUCAAAGGAUGAGACACCCCUCGUCUCUUACCAGCAGGAGUUGCCAGAUCUUACUGAAAUAUCUGGGUCUACUGAUCAGAAGAUUGAGGCACAAAUAGUUUCCCACUUAGGCAGAGAGCGGCCUGGUGGUUUUCAUCAAGAGGAUAAAACAGUGCUGAGCGCUGGCGAGGACGCAGUAGGCACUUUUGCUGAUCCUGGACCGUUUGUUCAGAAGGUUGAGAAAACACAGCUGCCUGGCACUCCAACAGGGCCUUCUAGUUCCUACUUCCAUAGAGAAAAGUUCAAUGAUGUUUACCCAAAGGCCCCACCAGAUCAUGUUCUAACUGAAAAUUCUCUGAAGGCUUCAACUGUUCCUGGACUACCUGACCAGAAUAGACCUGCGGUCUCAUCCGGUCCCCACUCACACAAGGAGAAACACAAGAUUUCCACUUCAGAUCUACUGGGCGACCAGAAGCCUGAGUUGUCAACAGUUACUCAUAGGUCCUUCCUACAUAGGGAGAAGCCCGCAGUUUCAUCUGUGAUUGGACCAGAUGAUCAGAAGACUCCAUUACCAACAGCCUUUCAUGGUUCCUGUCCUCAAAAAGUAAAACCUCUUGGUUUGGUUCAAAAACAGUUACUGGAUAGAGAUCAAAGUGAAGAUAUUCCGAAGAUUUCAACUGUCUGUGACCCAACUGCUGUAAACACAGGUGUACCGGUUCCUCUGUCUGGCUCUCUGUCACACAGAGAGAAAGUAGAUACAUCCUGUGGAUACCCACAGGAGCUGCCAGACAGACAGCUAACUGAAGAUGCUCUGAAGGUUUCAAUUUGUCUUGGUCAAGCUGAACAGACUUCUGGUUUACCUACAGUUACUCCUAGUUCUUACUCACACAGUGAAAAGCACCAGCUCGUCUCAGAAAAUGUCCAAAAGCUGAUAGAUAACUUGAAUUAUCCUGAGUCUUGUUCUCUCAUUGCAAACGAUAUGCCUUUAAAUUCGCAGAUUGAUGAUGAAGUUAUCAUAUGUAAGCCAGAAUCUUCAGGUUUUGGUGAUGUUGGUUAUGAGGAAAUCCGGGAUACAGAUCAUGGUUCCAAAACCCUUAAAGAAAUUCGGACUCUUUUAAUGGAGGCAGAAAAUAUAGCACUGAAACGAUGUAAUUUCCCUGCUCCUUUAGUCCCUUUCAGAGAUGUUAGCGAUGUUUCAUUUAUACAAUCCAAGAAGGUGGUUUGCUUCAAAGAGCCCUCUGUAACUGAUGUCUGUACGCAGAGGGAGCCUUUCACGGAGGAGUUCCCUCACAUUGAGUGCACGCAGAAGGACAUGGGUACACAGACAAACCUCAGGUGCCAGAGUGGGGUUGAAAAUUGGGAGUUUGUUAGUUCAGCUACGAUCAGAAGUCCUCUGCAGGAUGCGCGAGGCACAGCAAGAGUGGCAUUUGAUGGAACUUUCAGGCAGUACGAAGCUGCCAGGUCCGUAAUGAGGUCUGAAGCUGAAGGUUGCGGUACAGGCAUUGGGAGCAAGAUUAUUAUCCCUAUGAUGACAAUCAUAAAGAGUGACUCCAGUAGUGAUGUAAGUGACGGUUGCUGCUCGUGGGACAGCAAUUUGCCAGAGUCUUUGGAGUCUGUUUCUGAUGUUUUUCUAAACUUCUUCCCAUACACUGCACCCAAGACAAGCAUGACAGAAAGCCCUGAGGAAGAGUGGUUGUCAGAGAGUGAAGACGGCCGUGGUAGUGUGGAUUCACUGGCUGCACACGUCAAGUACCUUCUGCAGUGCGAAUCCUCACUGAAUCAUGCCAAACAGAUACUUAAAAAUGCAGAGGAAGAGGAGUGUCGGGUUCGAGCCCAAGCCUGGAAUCUAAAGUUUAAUUUAGGACAUGACUAUGGAUACUCCAUUUCACAAUUAAAUGAAGACGACAGGAGGAAAGUAGAAGAGAUAAAGGCAAAGUUGUUUGGUCACGGAAGAACAGCUCAUGUGUCUGAGGGCUUACGUAGUCCACGGGGAAUAGGACGUGUGCCCGAAGCUGUAUGCAGUCACAUUGUUAUUGAGAGCCAUGAGAAAGGAUGUUUCAGGACUGUUACUGCUGAACAACCACGACCAGACAGCCGCCGUUGUGUUUUCCGAUCUUUUGAACCUUCAGACUUGACUAGAGGACGCUGGAGCCCAUCAUCAUGGAGAGGCAGGCACAUCAACCUUUCCAGAUCGAUAGAUCAGAGCAAUACCCGUUUUAAAGUGUGGAAUUCCUUUCAGUUACAGAGUCAUCCCCCAUUUCAAAAACUUGCACCCGAAGACAUCAGAAUUAGCCAGGGUGUUGGAAUGCCCUUCCACACAAACGUGGACCCCCGGCCAUUGGGAUUAGCAGAACCUACUUGUGUGCCUGCUAAAGAAAUGGAUUGUCCUUCCUCAUCACCAACACUGCCCCCUGAGUCCAUGAAGGAGUUCACUACCUCCAUUUCUUUUUCUCAUGGACACUCUAAGUGCAUUUCUGAUAGCUCUGUUUUUAAGGUUGGUGUUACUGAAGGUAGCCAGGGUACUGGACCAUCUUUAGGAGUAUUUAAGCCUCGUAUCCCCCAAGAGCAGAUUUCUCCUAGAGAUGUUAAACAGAAAACCUCUCCCCCUUCAUCACUUAAAAGGCACAGUCAUUCCCCGGUGACUAUUUUAGCUGAAGGUAGUAGGCAAAGGCAAAAAUUACCUGAUGAUUUUGAGCAUUUUCAUCAAAAACAAAAACCCUUAGAAAGAUCUGAUUUUAAAGCCAGUCAUUCUGAACCCAGUGUCAGUCUGAACUAUAGCGGGGUCAAGGGAGUUCAGUUUUCUGGCAAGGAUACCAUUAUUAGACCAGACAAAAGUUCUACACUAGAAGUAAAGGAGAAGAGUGUAGCUAUAACUCCUGGUCUCCCUUCUUGCAUUUUUCUUGAACAGCGAGAGCUCUUUGAGCAAAGCCACAGCCCACACACAGGUUACCAGAUGAGAGAAUACUCUUCUUCCUCUUGCCCAGACAUUGCUUCUUGCAUUUUUCUUGAACAGCGAGAGCUCUUUGAGCAGAGCAAAGCCCCACAGGUAGAUCAUGAAGCCAGAGGAGACCUUUCUUUCUUUCCUAAGUGCCAGGAUUAUAUAGCUGCAGAUCUUCCUUCUCGAGAUUUUCUUGAUCCGCAGCAAUGCGAACCCCCAAAUGUAGAUGACCAUAUGGGGCAACAGCAGUUCCCUCCUUCUCACGGUCAGGAUUGGGUAGUGGGAAAGAUUCAGCAUAUACCUCAAUCGCAGUUCUCUAAUACGAUACGUGUUGAAGCCAAGGUCAGUAAUUUGGUCUCCCAGUCACCCCCUGACUACUGUACCGCUGCAUCUACUCCACCUUCAAGUAGGAAAGCUCUUUCAUGUGUUCGUAUAACUCUGUGUCCCAAGACUUCUUCCAAGGUGGAUAGUGGAACCUUAGAUGAAAGGUUUCAUUCAUUGGACCCUGCUUCUAAAACAAGGAUUAAUAGUGAGUGUAACUUUGAUCUUCGAACUAUACCUUCAAGGUCAUUGGAACCAACCUCCAAAUUACUGACCUGUAAACCUGUAGCAAAGGAUCAAGAAUGUUUAGGUUUUCUAGGACCUGGAUCUCCACUGGACUUGCAAGUUGCACAGUCUUCUCUUCCAGAUAGUAAGACUAUUUCUGAGGACUUGGAAACCAAACCUCCUCAGAAUAGCCAGAUAGUAAUCUCAAGGCAAACACAAGUGAACAUAUCAGAUUUGGAAGAAUAUUCCAAACCAGAGGGGACUCCAGUAUCUGCAGAUGGUUCACAAGAGCAGAAUAAGGCCACCCUUCCUACAUCCUCUGCGAAGUUAUCAUCUGAUGCGGUCACUCAGAUAACAACAGAAAGUCCAGAAAAGACCACGUUUUCGUCUGAAAUUUUUAUUAAUGUUGAUCAUGGACAGGAAGUUCAAGACCCCACGGCCCCAAAGCUUCCCAAGCUUGCCUCAUCAUCCUCACUACAGCAAAUAACAUCUUCUCAUGGCAAAGACGCCCAGCCGGUACUGUUGCCAUAUAAGCCAUCUGGUAGUGCGAAGAUGUACUAUGUUCCACAAUUAAAAACAGUGCCUUCACAUCUGGAUUCCAAAUCAGAUACCACUGUGGAGAGCUCACAUUCAGGGUCCAAUGACGCCAUUGCCCCAGACUUUCCACCUCAAGUGCUAGGCACGAGAGACGAUGACCUCUCGGGCACUGUGAACAUUAAGCAUACAGAAGGGAUCUAUAGCAAGAGGGCGGUGUCAAAGAUGAAAAUCCCCCCUCGGAAUGGGAAUGCAGGUAACGAGUGCCCUCGCCUGUUUUACGUCUUUCCUGAACCUUUUUAUUUGAAAUGUGGUGUUCAUUUUGUUCCCUUAGGUUCCAGUGAUACCACUGAAGAAGACAGAAAAACUGAGAACCUGCCAGGCGCUAAAUCCAUUAAACAGAAGGAGGAGAUCCAGUCUGAAUGUCAUUCUGCAUUUGAAAACACCACUCACUCUGUCUUCAGGUCAGCCAAGUUUUACUUCCAUCAUCCGGUACACCUGCCACACGAGCAAGAUGUCUGCCACGAGUCCUUGGGAAGGAGUGUAUUCAUGCAGCAUUCUUGGAAGGAUUUCUUUCACCAUCAUUCAGAGCACAGCUGCCUCCCUCCCCCAGGCCCAAGUGCAGACAAGACCAAGAUGGAUUACACCAGAAUUAAGAGCCUCAGCAUCAAUUUGAAUUUGGGAGACAAUGAGAAGAUGCAUACUCUCAAGAAUCAGGCCAGAGACCCAAAGGGCAAAAGGCAGACAAAUGACCAACACAAGGAUCAGAAGGCCACCCCAGAGCUAACAUCAAAGUGCACCCUGAGUUUGAAUGAACUCUGGAAUAAGUACCAGGAGCGACAGAAACAGCAGAAAUCACCUGGCGUUUGUGAUAAGAAAGAACUCUCUUUGGUGGAACGGCUUGACCGUUUAGCUAAACUGCUUCAGAAUCCCAUCACACAUUCCCUCCAGGCCUCAGAAAGCACGCAGGAUGAUAGCAGAGGGGGCCGAGGAGCGAGGGGCUGGGCUGGGAGGAGGCAGCAUCAGCAGAGGGCCAAGCUGCAGAGGAAGCGACGUGAGAGCCUAGAGAGGGGUCAGAAUACAGGAGACUUUAGGAAAAGCAGGGUGCUUUCUCAUCGUGGCAGGAAGUCCAGUCAGAUUAAGAUUGAGCAGUUAAAAUUAGAUAAAUACAUCCUGAGAAGACGGCCAGAUUUUAAUUACACCAGCAAUACUUCCUCAGAUUCUAGACCCUCGGAGGAAAGUGAGUUCCUCACAGACAGUGCCAACAUUUUUUCCAGCACCGCUUCUCCUGUGGACUCGGAUGUGUUGACGCUGACCGACAGGGAUGUGACUUUAAACGAAAGGAGUAGCUCCAUAUCCACCAUUGACACAGCCCGGUUGGUCCAAGCUUUUGGCCAGGAGAGACUGCAUUUGUCACCCAGGCGAAUUAAAUUGUACAGCAGUGUCACUAACCAACAGAGGCGGUAUCUGGAGAAGCGUUGCAAGCACAGCUGGGGCGCGCCGAGCACAGGCUGUCCCCAGAUGACCUCCGAGCACACCAGGAGGAGGCACAUCCAGGUGGCAAAUCCUAUUUCUUCUGACUCCAUUUCAUCUGCUGGUAGUUUCUUGACCUUGGACUCUACUCUUAAUGAUGAAGGAAAUGUGCACAUGUUGAACAAGGGUGUACAAGCUGGUAACUUGGAGAUUGUGACUGGUGCCAAAAAAUACACUCGGGAUGUUGGGGUGACUUUCCCAACUCCCAGUUCUAGUGAGGCCAGACUGGAAGAGGACAGUGACAUCACUUCCUGGUCAGAAGAAACCACCAAAGAGAGAAAGUUCCUUACCAGUUAUCUGCGGGACAGAAACUUAAGGAAAAUCAAGCCAAACUCCUGUGAAGGUGUCUCAUGGUUUGUUCCUGUGGAAAAUAAAAAGUCUGGAUCUAAGAAAGAAAACCUGCCUAAGACUUACAGCCCUGGCAUCUCCUGGUUUGAACCAGUAACCAAAACCAAACCCUGGCGGGAACCACUAAGAGAGCAAAACUGGCAGGAACGAUGCCUGAGCAGCCGUGGGGGCCCGGGCCCUGGGGGAGAUGGUGGCCGGGUCCCUCCUAGGCCAUUUGUGAGAGCAACCCUGCAGGAAGCUCUUCAGCUUCACAGACCUGAUUUUAUCUCCCGCUCUGGGGAACGGAUAAAGCGCCUGAAGUUACUUGUUCAGGAGAGGAAGCUGCAGAGCUUAUUUCAGAGUGAGCGGGAGGCUCUGUUCAACACUGUGCCACCCCUGCCCAGAAGAGUCCUCCUGGCUGUCCAGAAGAGCAAGCCUAUUGGAAAGAAGGAAAUGAUCCAGAGGACCAAACGGGUUUAUGAGCAGCUUCCGGAAGUGAAGAAGAAGAGAGAAGAGGAGAAGAGGAAAUCAGAAUAUAAAUCCUACCGGUUGCGAGCUCAGCACUACAAAACGAGAGUGACCAACCAAGUCCUGGGGAGAAAGGUGCCGUGGAACUGACUCAGGACGACGCGCCCCCCUCAGAGCCGUGGACACUUUUUAUAACCCUAAAGAAGUCUAGUUUAUAUUUUAAUAGGCGAUUUAAUAAAGCUUUCUCUUUGUCCAUGUGUUAACAUAGUGCU